AUGAAACUCUUCUUGAUCGCCGCCGUAGCUCUGGUUUCCAGCUCUUUCGCUGCACCAGCUACAGACAUAGCCCUCGUCAAGAAAUCAUCUUAUCAUAUCGACACGAUCCCUUACAAUGGUCUUCCUAGUGCCAAAGUCGAUGUCGACGCACUCCGCGCUGAGCAAAAGGGGGGACAAACCGCUACCACGAAUGUAAAAGUCAUGAGGUCCUCUAAGGUUACACCUAAGAAGAAGACAUCGAAGAAGCCUUCUGCCAAGGCGUCGGUCAAGAAGACCAAGUCUAGAAAGAAGCCCAAGACAACUCAUUCAAAGAGAUUGCUCAAGUCUUCGUCGACUGGCUUCAAGAACGGUCAGGAUCUUGUUAAUUCCUUGGAUAGUCUUGUUGCUCAAAUCGCUGCUCGAGGUGACAGAAUCAAUGGAACGCUCCUUAGAGUUCAAGCCGGAACAGAGACUCGCAACAAAGGCACCACCGACGCCCUCAAAGAAAUCAUCCAAAUCCGCGCCGCCGUCUCCGGCGCACUAACCAGACUCUCCACCACCAAGAACCUCAAACUCACCAGCGACCAACGCGCCGACGUCCUCAACCUAGUCGAAGAACUCGUCAAAGAACUCCUCGACAUCAUCAACGACCUCAUCAAGACGCUCGGUCUCAAACUCAGCCUCAAAGCAUCGCUCAACCCUCUCAUGAACAUGCUGAGCGAUUUCCUAGGCGGUCUGGCAGUGACUGAUGGCAAACUUACGCCAGAGUUGCGUGAACGCUUGGGGGAUUUGAUUAGAGCUCAGAUUAACGGUGAUGAUACGCGAGGAUUUGAUGCGCUUGGUAGUGGGAUUGAGAAUCCGCUUUUGCGUCUUCAUGGGUCUCUGAAGACCAGUGUCGGAUCGAACUAG
This is a messenger RNA of Fusarium oxysporum Fo47, 888 nucleotides long. RefSeq lists its product as uncharacterized. The transcript is spliced from 2 exons. The record is from RefSeq and is a predicted model, not a curated record. The coding region runs from base 1 to 888 and encodes 295 amino acids. Lineage: Eukaryota; Fungi; Ascomycota; Sordariomycetes; Hypocreales; Nectriaceae.